Messenger RNA from Cylicocyclus nassatus, 1320 nucleotides. The record is from the annotation of a GenBank genome assembly. NCBI's taxonomy places the organism in Eukaryota, Metazoa, Nematoda, Chromadorea, Rhabditida, Strongylidae.
GUCAACAUUGGUGACGAAUUUCAACUACAGAUGUAUUUUGCUGACCGGACACGAUACAUAAUCCUUGCAUUGAGCUUGGCCUGUUUGACACUGAUCUUCUCAAACAGUCUAGCACUAAAUUUCACCAUAAUCUGCAUGGAUGAUGUGAAAUCCACUGGUUGCAUUCUUGGUACGAUACCGAAUUCGCUGCUCAUUCAACACUUUGGAUUACGUGCUACUGUCGCGGUCAAUGGCCUCCUAACAACGGCUGCAACUCUUUUCUUUCCUUUUGCCGUAAAAUUAGGAUUUGCCGCCGUGUUCAUAAUGAGGGUGUUACAAGGUGUAGGUACCGCACUAUCUUUUCCUAUGACGGGUAUUGCACCAGCUCAAUGGUCGACAUUAAAAGCUACUGGUACUUUUAUUGCUAUAUUGUCAUGCCAUCUGCAGUUCUGUAAUAUUCUCACUAUGCCAUUAUCUGGUUUUCUAUGUGAAAGUUCAUGGGGAUGGCGUGCAGUUUUUUACGUGCAGGGCCUACUCUCAGCGCUCCUUUUUCUAUCAUUCCACGUCUUCUACACUAACAAUCCAACUAAACACAAACAUGUUAGCCCCAAAGAAUUAGCGAAAAUCACCUUCGGAAAAAGUUAUGAGAAAAAGCAGAAAAUCCCGUAUAGGGCCAUUUUCACUGAUUCAUGUAUACUCUCAAUAUGGUUGUCGGCUGCAGGCGGAAACCUUGCAUUCCAAGUAUUCGUAUUGUAUGGCCCCACUUAUAUCAAUAAGGUUCUUCACUUGAGCAUCGCUUCAACAGGAUUCGCUACAGCAUUGCCUCAUAUUCUCUCAGCUGUUGCAAAAUUUGCAGUAGGUCCAAUUUCUGACAAAGCCACUUGCAUUUCCGGAAAAUGGCGAUUCAUUUUCUUUGCUGCUUUAUCACAAGGAAUAAUGGCAAUAUGUAUUGUCGUACUGGCAAAUGCCAAAGAGGCUCGAUUAGCCCAAGCUAUCUAUACAGCUGCAAUCGUAUUCAGUGGAAUAAACGUAGUGGGAGUCGUCAAAUGCGCGCAAGUGGUAGCAUCACAAUAUUCACAUUUUGCAAUGUCAAUUAUCGCAUUUCUAACCGCCUUCAAUAUACUUAUUACACCUGUAGCUGUUAAUUUCGUAUGUCCGGAUAACGAUCCAGCACAGUGGAGCCGCUUAUUUAUUGGAUUGAGCGUAGUCGUCGUCUUAGCUAACGCUCCUUUUGUGUUCUUUGCCAGAGACGAAGCAGCAGAAUGGACGGAUAAUAAAGUUCAUGCGGCACUAGAGCAUAAAGAUACUGGAAAAAAUGGAGAUCUCAUUGAAAAGUUCUAA